This is a messenger RNA of Limulus polyphemus (Atlantic horseshoe crab), 3037 nucleotides long. Its product is annotated as zwei Ig domain protein zig-8-like. NCBI's taxonomy places the organism in Eukaryota, Metazoa, Arthropoda, Merostomata, Xiphosura, Limulidae. Gene Ontology annotation, biological process: synapse organization. The coding region runs from base 245 to 1150 and encodes 301 amino acids. The transcript is spliced from 5 exons. The record is from RefSeq and is a predicted model, not a curated record. Gene Ontology annotation, cellular component: neuron projection membrane.
ACGUUUGAGGGAGUUCACGUCUCUGAGAUGCUUGUUUUUAAACUUGAUGCAUUACAUGUUUCUUCUGUAUGACUGUUUGAGGAAAGGGGUUCUGUAGCUGGAAUGAAUGUCUUGUUUUGUUCAGCAAGCAAGAUUAGAAAAACAUUACUUUGUGAAAACGCCAGUUUCUCAUUCACUAGGAACACUGCAAAAGGGUUUUGGAUUUAACUGACACAAAAAUCAGUGUUCUCAAGAAGGACUAGUGAUGUUUACUUCCAUCUGGUCCAACUGGUUUGUGAUAGGGGUGUAUCUUCAGUGUCUCUUCUCAUUUCACUUGGCAUUGGAAGAUACCAACGGAACGACCGAUGUCAUUACCACAAAGUACGCUUCAGAUGACGGGGUUUUACCUUUAGAGGAAUACUGGAGCGUUGGAGGGUACGCUAUUCCAAUCACUGGCAACAUUACCAUGAAAGAUGCUACCUGCCAGUUAGGCCAGACAGCUUACCUGCACUGUGUUGUCGACAAUCUUGGAGAUAAAACGGUCUCUUGGAUUCGAAGAAAAGAUUUUCAUGUUUUGACUGUUGGCUCAGAUACGUAUAUCGCAGACGACCGUUUUCAAGCCGUCCUUAUCCAGGCUGCCAAGGAUUGGGUGUUACAGAUUAAGUUUAUUCAGCUGAGUGAUGCUGGCUUGUAUGAAUGUCAAAUCAGCUCCGACCCGAAAAUCAGUCACUUCUUUAAUCUCACUGUUCUAGUGGCAGAGACUACGAUAGAGGGUGAAGCUAUCCGCUACGUCAAGACAAAAAGCUCCAUUAACUUGACUUGUGUAAUCAGCAACAGCCCUGAACCCCCUGUAUUUGUUUUCUGGUACCACAAUCAGCGGAUGAUCAACUACGACUCCAGUCGGGGAAAGAUUUCUGUAGAGAAGAACAGCGAAGACACGGCCAUUAGCACACUCUACAUUAAAGACGCUGAACCAACAGACAGUGGAAAUUACACGUGCGGCCCUUCCAAUGCUGGACCAACCAGCGUAUAUGUUCAUGUGUUGAACGGUGAAAAAUCUGCGGCCAUGCAGCACGAUACCAGCUCCUCUGCAUCCAGCAGUUCUGACACUACAACUUUGUUGGUAAAGUGUAUCUUCGUACUUCUUGUGGUGAGUUUUGUAAGAAGAUGACCUCCAGAACGACAGUUCUUUCACACGUUGUUGUUUUUUUAUGUUGUUAAUUCGACACUACUUCGUAUCCCUGGGCUGUGCUCAAUCUCUUCCGAGACGGAGGAACAAACUAGCAAAUAUAUGUGUCUUCAUUCUGAAACCUUACUAUUACGUAUACUUUGUGGAAUAAAACUGUUAUAAAAAUCUACAAACUCGCACUAAUCCUCAUAAGAAAAACGUUUCACCAAAUUACACAGAUAAACUAAUACACACGGGAGAAACAAUAAAAUUCAGAAAACUACAGUUUGGUGAUGUUACUUGCUAUGACCUGGCAGAGUUACUGUGAGUAUAUUCCACCGACUGGAGAGUUAGUGGAGAACAGAUUUCAUCACAGAAAGUUAUUUGGAUUAAAAAACUGGAUGAAUUAGAAAGUUGUUGGAUUUAAGUCUAUUAUCAAAUACAUGUAGUUAACAAAUGAUGGAAACCUGUAGUGUGCCGUAUUAAGUACAGUAUAGAAAAGUGAAUUACUUUAUAUCUUAAUGUUUAUGUGUAUUCCUGACUGAUGGCUAGAUAUUUUCAACAUUCCAAAAUGUCUAAGCAUAUGAAACUUGCCUCUUUAGCCUACUAAAUGUUAAGUAAGUUAAUUUUCAUAUUUGAGCUUCAAAACAUAUUUAUCAACGCACCUGUUGUUAAAUAAAUAACUAUAUAUAUAUAUAUAUAUAUAUAUAACUUCAUUUUGCUAUAGAACUUCAAAACAAAGUGUUUAAUUUUUUCUCAGAGAACAAAGAAGUUGACUCUCAAGUUUGAAUUAAUAUACAUUCCUUAGUCAACUUGUUGUGAAACGAGCACAAACAUUCGCUCUUCUUUAUUUGUUUCUUGGUAGCUGAGCAGAAAACCGCACAAUGGUAUAUUUGUACUGUGCGAACGGCAAGGUUCGAUCCCCGAAUUUUACAUUUAUAAUUCUGAAACUCAUAGAACUGAGACAAGAGAGAGAAAAACCUUUAUUUUGAGUAAACCUAAAACAUUUUUGGCAACUAGCUAGGUAAAAUUAAAACUAGAAUUUAAUUUAUAUAUUUAAGCUUAAAAACAAUUAUUGCUAAGCCGACUGUCAAAGACUGAGGCUCAGCAUGGCUCGGUGGUUUGUUUCUCGUUGCCGUAAAAUCGUGCUCCGUAACUUGAGAGUCAUAUAUGUGUGACGGUCAAAUCCCACUAUUUGAUUAAAGUAGCCGAAUAUUUGGAAACGAGUUAUCUUGACUAACUGCCUUCUCUCUAGGCUAUCAGCUAAAACUUAUGGACGUGUGGUCCUACUCAAUUAUCUCAAACAAUCAAAUAAAGUAAACAUUGGCCAAGCGUUAUUUAAUGUUAAACCUAAAGAUAUUGUUUGCCAAUCAACCAGCUGCAACACACAGGUAAAACUUUUUUUUUUCAUGUUUAAAAGUAUUAAUUAACUGAUUAUUAAGCAUUUAUAAUGGUUCUUUUUGUGUCAAAAAUAUAAGAAAAAGCCUUCGUUGUCCAACUAUUUGUUAAAUAUAGAGAAUCAAUGAAUUUUCUGUAGUUCAGCGUGAAGAAAUAAUGUUCCAAAACUAAUCUUUGAACCAUGUAAUUUCUGUACGUCAAAAUCAAAACAGACUUUUAGGUAAUCGCAAAAAAAAAGACGCAAAAAAUCUUGUGUUCGUUUUUUUUACGUACCUUAGUUUUCAACGACAUUUAUGUUAUAUACAUAAGCAUAUAAAUAUAUAAGAUAAGUAUUUACAUCUCUGAUAUUUAUUUGUAUGAAAAUACAAAACUCUGUAAUGCAUGAACUUCAUCCGCUUGCAAACCGCUUUUAAGCUGUGAGUGGAUUUAUGCUUGGUUUAUUUGUCUGUGAUAUGUCAACUGACUGAGGAAAUAAAUACAUUUUGGUGAGAA